AGAUGAUGUCACGUUUGAGUUUCCUAUUCUUAUUCCUGUGUGUUGUAAUACAGCGGAAGGCCAUUGGUGUCAAUGGGUGUUGCAGCUGCGAGGAGGUAAUUUAAAGAUAUCAAAACGUUCUUGGCAUUUAAUAAUCUAAAUGCAUACUUCCUUUUUCAAUCAUUCCGUUAUCAAUCUUUCCACUUUCUUUCCGGUUUCCAUGUAAGGUAAUUCAAGUCUCAGAUUCUGGAUUCCACGCUGUGGAUUCCGGAUUCCGGAUUCCAAUCGUUAGCGAGAUUCCGGAUUUCUUGAGCUAAGUUCAGGAUUCGAAAGCCGAGGAUUUCGGAUUCCACAGGCAAAAAUUUCUCUUAUUCCGGAAUCUGGAUUAUCUUACGUGGGGCAAUUUUGGAUCAUUUUACGUUUCUGGGAAACUGCCCACAUAAUAAUAAUAAUAAUAAUAAUGGAAUUUAUAUAGCGCUUAUACAUAGCUGUUCUACCCCUCCCCUAAGCCAACAUUAACACUUACGUCUCACUUAGGGCAAAAUGUUGGCUUAAGAGGGAGGGGUAGGUGGGCAGUUUCCCAGAAACGUGUAAUGAACCCAUAUGAACAAUUCGACUUGAGGACAACUACAAAUAACUUACUAACUGUCAGUUGUCUUUUGUCAGUUUCCCAAAGACUGCUACAGUCUUCCACUGAACUCACCAAGUGGUGUGUAUAAGAUACAGCCCCUGGUCGACAAAAAGCCUUUUGAUGUGUACUGCGAGAUGGGAAUUCAUGGUGGAGGCUUCACCUUUCUUCCUCGUGGCUUCACUAGAUUACCAUAUGCACAAAAUAUCGUCAAAGUUCUAUUUCGAGACAAGAAGAACGUACUACUUAAGUUGCAGAAAAAGGUUGAUCGUAGCGAGGCAUACACUCUGAUCCAGCCUCAUCCGUCGUUCGCGAACACAGAGUUUGGUGUGUUAAUCAACAGCUUCCAGGGUUACACCACGCCACAGAACGCCUUCAUGAAAGAGUACAUCUUCCUCGGUAUUAUUCCUGCAUCAGCUGCACGCCGCCGAAGUGUUCAAGGCUUCAGAUCCAAUGGGCACACAGUCCAGUUUAGAAAUUGCGAUGCCAAUCCCAACAGCUAUUUUGCAUUCAUGCCAAACCACAAUCUGCAAACUCCCAGUUCCUACCACAGCCACAACCUAAUCUACGAGAAAGUAGGUGUGGGUGUCGACUGGCGCUCCAAGGCAAUUCCCAUCACCCAUCCUGAUCGCACCAUGCCGAACGAAUUCUUCUUCUUGACAGAGCUGCAUUUUGGAGGCUGUGGAACCUACACCUCCAGUAACCGAUGGAGCAAGUUUGGCUUUCAUGCCACCGCCAUUGGAAUUCGCUAAGAGUUGGCUUUUCCCUUCUCACCUUUAGAUUGCUAAUUCGACGUAGCCACAAACUUCUGUUUUUGUGUUGACUUAUUUUAGGGUAAAACUUUUGAACUUUUGGUGUUUCAGUUUUCGCAACGAUUUCAAUAGAACGACCUUAAGUUUCAAGUACUCAGUACAUUUCGAAAAGUUGGUCGGUUUCGGAUUAGAUGUAAAUGUAAGUUAAAUUUAUGUCAGACAAAAUCAGGCUAAGUGUUUGUUGUAACGUAAAGAAACAGGUGAGAACAAAGAAAAAUAAAAGUUGUUA
Molecule: messenger RNA, 1648 nt
Organism: Porites evermanni
Lineage: Eukaryota; Metazoa; Cnidaria; Anthozoa; Scleractinia; Poritidae
Source: the annotation of a GenBank genome assembly